CUCCUCCAUCUCCGUCUCCCUAGUGCAGACCUUCCUCCUGCCCCGGCAUGGGCAUGGCGGCCACGAGGCUCACGGACGACCUCCUCGUGGAGAUCCUCGCGCGCGUGCCCGCCAAAUCGCUCGCCCGUUUCAAGUGCGUCUCCAAGCACUGGCUGGGCCUCACCUUCGACCGCAGCCACCGCAGGAGGCUCCCCCAGACACUGUCCGGCUUCUUCUACAGCAGCGCCGGCGAGGAGUGCUUCCUGGAGUCACCUGUCCACUUCACCAGCGUCGAGGGCAGCCGCCGCCCUCUGGUCCGCACCUCUUCCGCGUUCCUUCCCAGCCACCGGCGCGUCGACCUCCUGGACUGCUGCAACGGCCUCCUCCUCUGCCGCUGGUACGAAGUCUCUGCCCGUGCCGACGAGUUCCGUUACGUCGUGUGCAACCCCGCGACGGAGAAGUGGGUCGUCUUGCCGGACUCUGGCCAGGCGGGCGAGGCGGGCGCCGCUCGUCUGGGCUUCGACCAGGCGUCGCCUCACUUCCAUGUGUUUGAGUUGGUGGAGCAGGAAUUUUUUUCGCCGGACUUCCCUGUCUACCUCAUCGGAGUGCAGGUGUAUUCUUCUGAAUCCGGGAGAUGGGUUCAUAAUGAGAAGGCAUGGGAUGAGCAUAUUAGGCUCGCCAAUCGCCAGUCGGCGACUGUCUUCCUUAACGGCCAUCUGCAUUUUCACACCUAUGACGGCGAGUCACGCCAGUGUCUAGCCGCGGUGGACACGGAGGGGGAAACAUGGACGGACUUCCGCGCCCCUGGCGGUCUAGAUGGCGGUCAUAUUCAGCAGUCACAGGGUCGCCUGCAUUAUGCCAAUUUUCAUCAAGAUGAAGAUGCCCGUGUGGUUCGACUAGUAGUUCAUGUUCUCGAGGACUACGACAGCAAAGAAUGGAUAUUGAAGCAUAGCGUUGAAACUUCAUAUUUAUCUGGAGGGACACAUGUUCUUGACCUUAAUGUGGACUUCCAUUUGAUUGCAGUUCAUCCGGAAUGUAACUUGAUCUUUUUUACUGCGGGUUGGGAUACCACCUUCAUGUGCUAUAAUAUGGAUAGUCGGCGGGUCAAAGUGAUCUGCAAUCUUGAAGAUGGCAAGCCGCCAUAUCUGCCGUAUGUGCCAUUGUACACAGAGUUACCAUCACUGCACACAUGAUAUCAAUAUCACACUUCUGAUGCCUUGAUAAGAAGUGCAUCUUCGACAGGAGUCGAUUGCUGCCGUGGCUUGGUAUGUCUGUUUCAAUUGGUUCUUGUUUUCUCUAACUUGGAUAGUAAAGUGAGGUUCCAAUUCUUGCCAACCUUAGUAUGUCUGUUUGAAUUGGUUCAUGUUUUCUGUAAGCAACUGAAUUUCGUAGACUUGCCUGAAAGACUAAAAGUUGUAAUGCUGCCCUGAUUCUAGGAUUUGUAGCUGGUGAUGCAGUCAGUUUCAUGCGGGACUUAUUUCCUGACGGGUGCAUGCUUUUGCCUUUUGAUUUUGAAGCCGUGGUGGUUCAUUAUGUUUGCUGAUUUCUUUGAGUCAUUCGAAGUUUCUGUUGUUUGUACUUGUUUCUACUACAUACCAAUAGUUUCUGGGCACUGCUACUCAACUAUUUUGGUUGACUUUGUAAACAUUUGGUGAAAGGCCUGAAUCAAUGAUUGCCCACGGGGGAAGUAGAAGCAUUUCAUUGACAAAGACCUAGUAAACGACGCCAUCUCUACUAAUGCUAUAACGUCUGAGAUCAUUUCCUAUUUACUUCUAGAUAUGUUUCUGUUGAUGGUGACGAUAGUGCCGCUAGGUUGGUGCUAAUUACCGCGGCAUGCUUUAAAUUGGAAAAGUUAGCAGCAGAACAUCACCAAGCUGUGAUUAGAUCAUACAUACUGUUCUUUCUUUUGUCAGACAGCUCUCCCUUUCGUGGGUUUUCUUCAGUUUGGUACGUUCAAAGAGUUUGAAAUCAGUAAUGACAUGCACUUCCCGUGGAACUAUAAUCUUACUUCUAGUUGUACGAGACCUGUUGUUUUCAAGUACAACUUUCCUCCUGAAUUAACUGUCGCUGAAAUAAGUUAAUUUCGGACGGUGGGAGUAUUUUGUUAAACUCCAAUGCAACUUUACGGCAUUAUUUCUGAAUUUCGAUUUUUUUAUGUUCUCUACCAUUGUAUAAGAGUUGGGUGAUGGAUGAACAGGAGUAGGAUGGGUGGUUGCACUACUGUAAACAAAUAUCCUUAUUAGAACUACUGUAAACUACACAUCCUUAUUAGAGUUAGCGCAAAUAUUUGCAUGAACGAGGAGAAAGAUCUUAAACUUGCAUUAUAGAGCAGUUUAUUAUUCAAUUUGUGGAGACAUACAGAUGAAAAUUGCAACGUACAUUUGAGAUAAUGGUUUCAUCCUUCACUAGCAAAACGGCCCAUGCGUUGCAACGGGAGAAUUUUUUUUUUAUAAUCUUCAAUGGUCAUGACCAUAUUUUGCUGCAUCACCGAGAUACACUAUUACUCUCAUUUU
Molecule: messenger RNA, 2492 nt
Organism: Triticum aestivum (bread wheat)
Lineage: Eukaryota; Viridiplantae; Streptophyta; Magnoliopsida; Poales; Poaceae
Product: F-box protein At5g07610-like
Exons: 1
Coding region: 48-1172 (374 amino acids)
Molecular function (GO): protein binding
Source: RefSeq, a predicted model, not a curated record